GAGGACCUCUUAGUUCAGAUUCAGAAGCAACUUUUAAUUUGGACACUUCUCAAGUUUUCUCAUUUUCUCUCUCCUUAUCUUUCACACUUAACUAAUCAUAUUUUUUUUUAUCCGGUGUUCGAUAUUCGUAUUAGAGUUCAUCUAUGAGGAUUUGCAACGUGUAGGACCCAUUUGAGGGGAAACACAAGUUUAUUAUACUAGAGCUCGAAUCUUCUGAUUGAGAGAGAAGGAGUCUCAUCUGCUACGCCAAGUGGUUGUAAUCAUAUUAAUUGCCCUUCAAAAAGUUGCCUUUUUACUCCAUAUAACUGCUUUCUACAAAUUGUACUGAGCAAUCAAUGCUAAUAACCCUUUUCCUCAGUUGUACUCUUUCAUUACGUGAAUACAUUUUACAGCAUAUAUUUAUACUGUUUUGCAAAUAAUUUAUAUGGAGUAGUACUAUUUUAUCACUUUCUUUUAUAUAGAUUUUGGCUCUUAAAUGUAUAAACGCCAAACCCCAUUUUAGUUUACCCUUCUUUUUCUUGAUUCAUUUUUGGCAUUCUCGCUUUCAUACACUCUUUCUCUUGACCAUUAAUGGUACCAAGUUCUUGAAUCACUGAAAGUUGGAUUCUUUGUUGGAUUAACCCAUUAAAGAACUGUACUUUUGGUAGUAAAUCUCAAUAGGGUUACAUUGACCAUAUUCCCUUCAUUUUAUUAACUAUUCUUGGUAGCAAAGAUUUGAUUUUUGAUCUGUUUGAGUUGGUUUUUUCCUUUCUGUUUUACUUGUGUGAUUGAACCCUUCUUGAAGAACCAACUUCAUAUAUGUGGGUGUGAAAGUUGUUAGCUGUAAUUUUUCUUCUUAAUCUGUAAAUUGGGAGAAAGAAAGAAAGCCCUUUUGCUAGAUUUCCUUUGUGAAAUCUUGAAGUUCUUGAAUUUGGUGUUUUUUACCUGGUAAUGCUUAUUGAAGAUUUGGGGUAUGGCUACUUUAGUACCUGGUGUUUUAUUGAAGCUUCUUCAGCAUAUGAACACAGAUGUGAAAGUUGCUGGUGAGCACAGGUCAUCUUUAUUACAAGUGGUUAGCAUUGUGCCAGCAUUAGCAGGUGGUGAGCUUUUUCCAAACCAAGGUUUUUACCUAAAGGUAUCAGAUUCUUCUCAUGCCACUUAUGUAUCUUUGCCUGAUGAACAUGAUGAUCUUAUUUUAAGUGAUAAGAUUCAAUUAGGUCAGUUUAUUCAUGUUGAAAGGCUUGAAGCUGCCUCACCUGUGCCUAUCCUUAGAGGGGUUAGGCCGGUCCCCGGUCGACACCCUUGUGUUGGUACUCCUGAAGAUAUAGUAGCAACUCAUUCUUUAGGGUUCCUCAAUAACAAUGGAGAUAAAACUAGGUCACCCUCAAAAGCAUUAGGCAAUAGUCAUGGUGGGGUGAAAGACAGUAAAGCUGCAGUUUCUAGAUCAAAUACUAGUGGUACCAAAGAGGAAAAAGUGGAAAAGAAGAAGCCUAUUUUGACUUGGUCGAAGUCUCACCUGUCGAAGUUAGCAUUAAAUGUAUCUGAAAAGAAGGAUUCCAUAACGAGAGUGAAAUCUUCUGGUAGCUCAAGAUCAAUACCGACUUCGCCUACAAGUUGUUAUUCAUUACCAACGUCUUUUGAGAAGUUUUCGAAUGGGGUUAAGCAACAAGCAAAGGUUAAGGGCUUGGAUCGAUUGGAGAAAGCAACAACUAAACCUGGAUUGGAGAAGUCAAGUUCUAUUCGAGGGGCGAGUCCAACACCGAAAAGAGUGAUGGGUGGGAAUCCGUUGAAGAAUUAUCUUCAAGGGCUUGAAUUGGAGCCUAAAGCCUUGAGGAAAAGCUGGGAAGGGAAUAUGGAUUUGAAGAGUAGAGAGAGUCCCAGAUUGAGGGUCAGCAAGCAUGAUUUGAAGCCUGAACCGAGGAGCACGUCUGUUCCAAGAAAAUCAAUCAGUGAAAAAUUGACAAGUAAAGAAGAUAACCGGGGAAUACUUGCAAAAUCAUCCAAAGAGGAAAUUAAGGCUCAUACAUCGCUAAAGAAGACUUCCACAAACGGAGAGCCUGUUGAUGCUGAUAAAUCAAGUAAGCAGAAAACAUCCAAGGGAAAAAAGCUACCCGGGGAGGCCAAUAAUGGCUUACAAGACUUGGUCAAAGUUGCUGUUAGUAAUAGAAUUUUAGCAGAUGGAAAUGUUGCCUGGUCUUCACUCCCAUCCUCUCUUGCAAAGAUUGGAAAGGAAGUCAUGAGGCACAGAGAUGCUGCACAGAUAGCAGCCAUUGAGGCUAUGCAGGUGGCUUCGGCUACUGAAAGCUUACUCAGAUGUCUAAGCACAUAUUCUGAGUUGAGCUCCUCGGCAAAGGAAGAUAAUGCACAGCCUGCUGUUGAGCAAUUCUUGGCGCUGCAUGCGAGUUUGAAGAAUGUACACCUUGUUGGUGAUACUUUAUCCAAGACCAUCUCAGCUGCUGGUUCAGAAUCAGAUCAGGAAGAAACCCCAUCUGAAGAAGCACUCAAGGCUGUUUCAGAAAAACGGAAACAAGCAACUCUAUGGGUCAAUGCUGCAUUGGCUACCAAUCUGUCAUCAUUCUCAGUGUAUAGUAAAAAAGCAACUUCAAGUCCAACUGCUCCUUCAGCUCCCUUGCCAAGCUCAAAGACUAAUGCUUUAAAUCAACCUAUGCUAGUCCUUGACAACUCAACCAAAAAUACACUUGCAAAAACUCAACCCAAACCCCGCCCGACAGUCAGUUCUAAGAUUCAGUCAGGAUCUCAACGGCGCUUAACAGAUGGGGUAUCUGCUAAUCAGAAGCCCAAAUCUCCCCCUCCAGCGGAUUGGGUCAAAGGAGAUGGUCUUGAAGAGGCCGUUGACUUAGCUGAGAUGUUGCGAGUGGCGUCCCAAGAUUGGUUCCUGGGAUUUGUAGAAAGAUUCUUGGAUGCUGAUGUGGAUGCCUCAGCUUUAUCAGAUAAUGGUCAAAUAGCCGGCAUGUUAUCCCAGCUGAAGAGUGUGAACGACUGGUUAGAUGAGAUUGGAUCUAGCAAGGAUGAUGAAAGUCCCAAAAUUGAUUCUGAGACCAUCGAUAGGAUAAGAAAGAAGAUCUAUGAAUAUCUUCUCACUCAUGUGGAAUCUGCUGCAGCAGCUCUUGGUGGUGGUGGUGGUGGCAGCUCACAAGUGUCACCAACAAUAGAAACCAAAACAAGAAAAUGAGUUUGAUUGCAUAAUGCAUACUACUAGCAACUCACCUUUCAUAUGUGAAGCAUGCUCCAAUAGCCCUUCAACCGCUAAGUGGUUAAAAGAGCUGAAAGUUUUAGGAUGUGUACAGAUUCUAAAAUUGGUUGAGUUAGAGUAGUUUAGUAAAUAUAUUGUGCAGACAGGGAGUUACAUGAAGUUCAAGAUUUCCUUUCUUCUUUACCCGGAAACCUUUUCUUAUAAAUUAUGAAUAGCUUAAAUUCUUGAGUAUAUACUGAUGUGAUGUUCUGGGGAAAAGGGAAGAUGUCCUUUCUCCUUACCUUGAACGAGUGACUAUGAACUUGUUACUGAAAUUAACCUUAUAGUUCAUUAUAACA
This is a messenger RNA of Lycium barbarum (goji berry), 3531 nucleotides long. RefSeq lists its product as uncharacterized. The transcript has 4 exons. Bases 953 to 3172 code for a protein of 739 amino acids. Lineage: Eukaryota; Viridiplantae; Streptophyta; Magnoliopsida; Solanales; Solanaceae. The record is from RefSeq and is a predicted model, not a curated record.